Molecule: messenger RNA, 1932 nt
Organism: Protopolystoma xenopodis
Lineage: Eukaryota; Metazoa; Platyhelminthes; Monogenea; Polystomatidea; Polystomatidae
Source: the annotation of a GenBank genome assembly
UUAUCCCCUCCUACAGAUAGUUUUUCCCGCCUUCGUGGUAUAGCUCUUCGACGGCCAGAUCAAAAGUGCACCCCUGCUAUCACUCCUGUCCUAACUGCUACAGGUAGCGUGGCGACACCAGCUAUGUCGCCAUCUAUGUUAGCCACAAUGAAUAGUGCAACCAGGGUUUUGGAAAACCUCACUGGUCACGAAGCAUUUCUGAUUCAGUUAGCCUCCUUCCGAUCGCAAGAAGUCCUAAUGAGCCUUCUCGCAGCCGUUGAGGCUGUACUUUCCACUACCUCAAUCACAGCGUCUGCACAUGUUUCUUCGUCCUCCGUGCCAUCGGCUUCUAGCAAUACAGCUAAUCUAUCUUAUCAAAGCCCAAGCUGUUCGGGCAUAAAUGUUGCAACUAAUGCUGCUAUUACCGGGACUGGAGACACACUAUCAAUACUCAGUCUUGCUCCGGCCUGUCUACUUCUGGACGCCCUUGCCGCGUCUUGCAAACUUGCCUGUUUCAGAACCUGUCUCAUUAAGCGGACUCAAUUACUUCAAGGACUCACGGACGCAUUGCAUCGACAUGUUGAUCUUCUCUCUGAACCUAGGUUCUAUUUCUAUAUAUUCCACUCACAGCUAAUUGCCAGCAUAUGUUGUUUAUUGCACAACAUGUUUGUUGGCGAUUUCCAUGUCGUCCAUAGCCUUUUGAAGCCCUCCUCAGAAUUUAGUACUUACUCUACUCACAUAGUACCGGAUUCCGUCUCCGAGGCUAAUUGUGCUCAAGAGUGUCCCUCGAAGUUAAUUGAUCGCCUUCUUUCCGGCAUUGGUCGCAUUCUCGAUCAGCCCGGUCAUGGACCCGAGCUUAGAGCAAUCACUGUCUCGCUAGCGGGUCAUCUCUUGCCUCACUGCGACCGCGAACAGCUGACAGAAUGGUGUGGAGUUAUCGAUACUGAGCCUCCCAACUCGUUGGAUCCUUGCUACACAUCUUCCUCUGAUCCUCCAUCUUCCCAAAACUCUGCGCCACCACCUUCUCCCAACAUGCUCCAGGCACGAGCUCGCCUCCUCCUUGCAAUCCUCGAUUCCUGCUCCACUCCCUUUGCUUUCGGUCGUUCUACUUCUGUCGUCCAGGAGACUAAGGCCAUUACCAAGGUGGAUACGCCUCUUAAAUCCGUUGUCGCUGAUAAUCGCUUCUCCGGUAAUUCAUUCCUUGAAGACGCAAAACCAAUUGCUCCCGAGCUAACUGCAGACUGCCAACUUUCAAGUCACUUACUUUCAGGCUGCUUACGCUGUCUGGCUGUCUGCACGCCCUACUGCCUCAGUCUGCGCUAUGCUAUCGGAGACUCGCGCAGGCGUGUUCAUCGCUUAGCGCGUCUUCUUCGAGCCCGGCUGCCUCCGGCUGACAAUGCUAAUAUUAAUGCAUCCCCUUCUCUGAAUAUAACGCAACCAAGGGAUGAGCUGCUGGCUGGCAAUGCUUGUCUGGUUCUCCAGCAGUGUGUUGCUGACACACCGAUGGCUGAACAUUUAGUAGGUAGUCCCGUAAUGCUCGAUUUGCUCUCCUUGAUGCAGGAGGCUACUCGUGUGGACGCCCGCCGGAACGCUGCCAUCCUUGCCAGCAAAUUGGCCCAGGCAAAUCAAGAACAUCGAGACCAUUUGUCCCAUUUAGAUGGCUUUAGUGUUCUGGCCAAAUUUAAUAAUUGGGGUUCGCAUACUGGCCGUCAUGAUGACAAUUACCAUCAACAACAGCAACAAGACAGCUCACUCAUGUCAAUGAUGAUGGCACAUAAGUUAAAUAAGGCCAGCUCUUUUGGGCACUAUUGUGGCGAAUAUCACAUUAAAAAAGCUGCUAGGGAUCCAGCGACACUCCAACUUGCCAAACAUAAUGACGUAGCUGAUGGUAACGAUGAUUAUGUUGAUACACUCCUCUACACUGUGAUUAUUGCAUUAAAAUAUGCCUUCUAA